AUGGUGAAAUUUGGCCAGAUAAUAAUGGGACCUCCCGGUAGCGGAAAAUCUACCUAUUGUGCCGCAAUGGAAUACAAGUAUAAUUCUAUAGGAAGACACACAAUUAUAGUAAAUUUAGACCCUCAGGUGACUCCUGAAGAGCUUCCUUACAAGCCUACAGUUGAUGUUUGUGACUUGGUUGAUGCUUCAAAGGUAUCUGAUACCUUUGAACUAGGACCGAACGCAACUCUGUUAUACUGUAUGGAAUACCUUUUGGAGAAUGUAGACUGGCUAAUUGAGAAACUAUCGCCAUUUAAAGACUCUUAUAUAUUGUAUGAUAUCCCUGGUCAAAUUGAGCUUUUCACACACCACACAUCCCUAAGGGAUGUGAUUCAAAAGCUGGAAAAGAACGGACAUCGGCUGGUUGGAGUGAAUUUGAUCGACUCUACUCUUUGCGCGGAUCCGUACAAAUAUAUUGCCGCGUUGCUGUCAUCACUGAGUUGUCAGAUCUUUGUCCAACUACCACACGUUAACAUUUUGAGCAAACUUAGCCUUCUAAAGAUCGUCAAGAAGGAUUUAGCAUACAAAUUGGAAUAUUACACAGAGGCCAACGAUUUACAGGAACUUAUGGUCGUGCUGAGGAAUGGAAUCCACAUGCCGAACCAGGAGAGGUUCGAGAAGUUUACAUCUACUCUGUGCGAACUCAUUGAAGAUUUUAACCUGGUAUCAUUUGGAACGUUAGAUGUGCAAGAUAAUGAAUCUAUUGAGAGAGUAAUAAGGAUCAUUGAUCGCUCGAGCGGCUAUAUCGCUAAUUUGGGGGAUUCCUUCCCGCACAAUCGCAAUGUUUACGACUUUUCCUUUUCUAACAAUAUUACAGAUGAUGUUUACCUCAAAAACAAUGUCGCAGAUCUCCAGGAACGCUACGUAGAUUCCGACGAAUGA
Theileria equi strain WA is the source of this 921-nucleotide messenger RNA. Its product is annotated as ATP binding protein family member protein. NCBI's taxonomy places the organism in Eukaryota, Apicomplexa, Aconoidasida, Piroplasmida, Theileriidae. The transcript has a single exon. Gene Ontology annotation, cellular component: cytoplasm. Bases 1 to 921 code for a protein of 306 amino acids. The record is from RefSeq and is a predicted model, not a curated record. Gene Ontology annotation, molecular function: GTPase activity.